This is a messenger RNA of Fonsecaea monophora, 1368 nucleotides long. RefSeq lists its product as hypothetical. Lineage: Eukaryota; Fungi; Ascomycota; Eurotiomycetes; Chaetothyriales; Herpotrichiellaceae. The transcript is spliced from 6 exons. Gene Ontology annotation, molecular function: cysteine-type deubiquitinase activity; ubiquitin binding. Bases 1 to 1368 code for a protein of 455 amino acids. Gene Ontology annotation, cellular component: nucleus. Gene Ontology annotation, biological process: protein K48-linked deubiquitination. The record is from RefSeq and is a predicted model, not a curated record.
AUGGCGACCCCUGAAAUCGAUGAAAUGGAGCAAUUCCAGACACUGUCUGACCAAUACCAACCAAAUCUUCCUGGACCCUUGAUAGGAAGUAAAAAGCCACUCUCUCAUCUUGUGACCGAAUACGCACAAGCCGACCCAACAUUUGUGGUCAAAACAAAGGCACUCGAAGCAACGCAUUCCGCAUAUCGACAAAUCAAAGGUGAUGGACAAUGCGGCUGGCGUGGAGCUGUCUUCGGCUAUUUCGAGAUCCUGCUCCGAUCUGGAGAUCCCAGUCUAAUCACUCAAGAGUUGGUUCGCCUGCGCAGCUUUGAGCAAACCAUGCGCAGCGUUGGCAUCGACUACGAUAUCAUCAUCGACAUGUUUGACUAUACUUGGGAGCUCUUUGACGCUCUCAAGUCUGCUGUCGAGCGUAGAGACAUCAACGAAGCUGUGUUGCUUAAUUCGCUCAACGACGAGAACAUUUCCAAUUCAAUUGUCUAUCAUUUCAAGAUGAUGACAAGCUCCUUCAUGCAACUUCAACCCGACCGAUACGAGGCAUUCCUGGAAAUGCCAGUUCAACAAUAUUGUUUGACAAGGAUUGAUCCUGCAAAUCAAGAGAUUGAUCAUGUUGGCCUUCAAGCAUUGACGGAUGCCGUCAUUGCGCCCGCGUACAUUGCACUUGAAGUGGCAUAUUUGGACAGAAGCACUGGCGAUGAAGUGACUUCAUACCAUUUCGUCGAUAAUGCCAAAGGAUGGCCGACAAUUCGGCUCAUAUACCGUCCCGGCCACUACGACAUCAUUUACAAAGACGAUCAAAUGCCGGUCCCAGAGCCAGCGCCGUUGCAGGUGUAUCUGCAGACGGAAACUCCCCAUUUUAUCCAGUCUUCGACCAGUCAGAACUUCAAGACUGAAGAUCCUCAAAAUCUUGACCACUUAUCCCUGAUGUUCCCGGAAGCUACAACCACCCUGACGGAUUCCUCCCUGUCGUUUUCAGGCAAUACCGUCUUCACUUCUCCCUUUCGAAAUCCGCCGACCAUGAUGUAUGCACAAUCGAAUUCCGCACAAGCGUCAUAUUUUCCACAUAUGCCUCCUACUAGUUUUCACGCGGUGCCGCCGCAGCAACAGGCGCCACCUCCAGUCCGAACGCAUUCCCUCCCACAGCGGAGCUACUCUUCGUCAAUGCUGCAGCUGACGCCGCAAAUUUCGCCGUCACCACAGUCUCCUCAGCCCCCGUCUCCAGCAACGCCAAAUUCUGCCAUUACCAGAACGCUCGUCAUGAACAACGUCAAAGCAAACGAGCCACAGAUCAGAUACAACGAGAAUUGUUUCAAUUACAGCCUUCAAGGCAACAAAAGCCUCCCUCUGGAUCCAGCAUCUUUUGGCAGGUAA